AUGGCAAAUAUGUAUAAUAGGGUGCUAAAAAUUUCUAAUUACGAUACAGCUAUUCCGUUUUUGCCAUACGACUUGGUUGUUAGGAGUUAUAUGGCAUGGAAGUUCGGAAACAACAUUCCGUUUGAUGAAGAACCUUCAAAAGUUAGGAAUAAAGAUCAUAAUAUAGACUGUAUUCGCUACUUUUACCCCUCUCCCGACUCCUUCAAAAUUAGGAGUAAAGUAAGGAGCCUUUGUUACAAUUCAUACGGAAAUCGCUUGUAUGUUUCCACUAGGGAUUGUGUAUAUUUUUAUAAUACACAGUGGCUGGGUUUGGAACACACUCUGUCGGUUAGGAGUACGAUGUUGUUGGCACACCCUAAAUCUCCAGAUGUGUUCGCUCUGCUCGUUCAGGGUUCUUCUAGCAGUAGACCUUCCGUUAAAAUUUAUGAGUUGAGAGCAAGGCAAUCAAAGAGCCACAGGCACGACUUGAUAAACCUUUGUACCAUAACAAGCGCCUUUGCAGAAAACUGGUAUACUGGCUGUUGGUCUCAGGAUGGCAGAUACAUUGCGCUGGUGGACAAGGAUGACGUUUUGCAGGUUGUUGAUCUCCAGGAUGGGUACAAGGACAACGAGCUCAGGGAGGAGGAUUCCCUAAGGCUGGAUUGCGAGGCUUAUGGGAUAAUAUACACAACCGAUUACUUGGUUGUACACAGGGUUGAUGGACUUAUAGUAUUCUACAAGUUUGACCUGGAAAAGUGCUAUGUUGAAAGGGCGCACUCGCACAUAGUCACGGCCUCAGCCUUUGAUCACAACUUCAACUUCCUAGCCACCGGGGGGAGCGAUCACGUCGUGAACGUCUUCGAAGUUGAUCCGGAAAUUGUAUGUGUAGGCAGCUUCCCAAGGCUUGAAGGACAAGUGUCAAGCUUGGCGUUCUCUAACGACGGAAUUUUCCUGGCUUGGGGAACAAAAGACUCUGCCCCGAAUCCCAUUGAUGACAUGAUUAGCAUACAGUCCUCUCUGGAUCAGAAUACGCAGGGCUUUCACGACGGUGAAGAGGCGAAUUCUCCGGAGUUCUUUCUCACGGUCGCAGGCAUCGAUCCCUAUGAGAUUUAUUACCAGCACAGCACACCUUGUUCAGUUGCCCACGUGGCUUUUGCCCCGAACAAACAGGUUUUGGCAUAUGCUUUGGAUUACGAAACAUUCCCCAAGGGGGGCAACAACACUCACACAAAUCUCAUAGGAUUUCUGUAUCUUUAG
Theileria orientalis strain Shintoku is the source of this 1236-nucleotide messenger RNA. RefSeq lists its product as uncharacterized. Gene Ontology annotation, molecular function: protein binding. Gene Ontology annotation, cellular component: THO complex part of transcription export complex. Gene Ontology annotation, biological process: mRNA export from nucleus. The record is from RefSeq and is a predicted model, not a curated record. The transcript has 2 exons. NCBI's taxonomy places the organism in Eukaryota, Apicomplexa, Aconoidasida, Piroplasmida, Theileriidae. The coding region runs from base 1 to 1236 and encodes 411 amino acids.